UUCAAACCAGAGAUCCACAAAAGAAAACGAGCAAAAUCGAACAUCAAUGGAAACAAGGUCUCUCCAAUUAUAUCACUGCUUCUUCUUCGUUCUAAUCCUGCUGACGGCUUGGCGGGAAACAAGCGGAGCGGCGGAUGCAGCGUGCAACGGUUCCAUAGCAGAAUGCGACGCAGGGGGUGAGGCUCUGAUGGAGUCGGGAAUAAGCCAAAAGUUUGUGGAGGAACAGAAGACAAGAUAUAUUUCAGCAGGAGCUCUGAAGAGGGACCAGCCCGUGUGCAAAGGGGGUGGCGGUGAAGCUUACAGUAGAAGUUGUCUCCCUCCCCCCUCUAACCCUCAUAGCAGAGGUUGCUACAAAUAUUAUCGUUGCAGAGAUGAUUCCUGAAUCAACAUCCUUCCCUUCCUUCUCCCUCUCCCUCUCUCUCUCUCUCUCGCAUCCUUCCCUAUUUUAUGUCCUCCUGUUUCUGUGCGAGAUUUUUUCCUCACCCUUUGCGCGAAUUGAAAUCCCCUCUAAAUAACAAAAGAUGAAUUCUGAACUAAUCAUCCUUCCCUGUGUAUCUAUGUCCUCGAUCUCUCUCCAUAAGCGAGAUUUUUCCACGCCCUUCAAUUGUAGGGAAGUCCCGAAGUGCAUUGUGUGCUCUCCUCUGAGGGUUGCAGCAUGAGAUAAUAUUUUAAAUAAGUGCGUGUUCAUUAUCUUGUUGUAUGAAUAUAUUUUAAAGUUUUU
Molecule: messenger RNA, 721 nt
Organism: Malania oleifera
Lineage: Eukaryota; Viridiplantae; Streptophyta; Magnoliopsida; Santalales; Ximeniaceae
Product: protein RALF-like 32
Exons: 1
Coding region: 47-382 (111 amino acids)
Source: RefSeq, a predicted model, not a curated record